Molecule: messenger RNA, 1242 nt
Organism: Hyaloscypha bicolor E
Lineage: Eukaryota; Fungi; Ascomycota; Leotiomycetes; Helotiales; Hyaloscyphaceae
Product: mRNA triphosphatase CET1
Exons: 3
Coding region: 1-1242 (413 amino acids)
Biological process (GO): polynucleotide 5' dephosphorylation; 7-methylguanosine mRNA capping
Cellular component (GO): mRNA capping enzyme complex
Molecular function (GO): polynucleotide 5'-phosphatase activity
Source: RefSeq, a predicted model, not a curated record
AUGGAGGAUCGAGAGAUACCCGUCGAAGAACCUCGGCGUAUAGAACAGUACGAUGUGAAACCUCAAGUCAAUGGUGAUCAUCGUAUCCCUUCGAGCUCUCCACUGCAGCCACCCAAAAAGCGAAUUCGUUACACAGAGCCUCCGAUAUGGGCGCAGAGUGUACGGAAGAGAGGUGUUUUUGUUUCAAAGAUGAACGGGAAACAACCAGCUACUGUUUACCAAUCUCAGGUGGUUUCUUCACCCUUGGUGAAAGCUGAGACCGAUGGAAAUCGGCAGGUGACACCUGCAGCCACACGUCAAUCAACUUCAGACGUGUCAGACGAACCUAAUCCAUCGUUGUUGGGUCCGUGGGAAUGGAGUAUCACCGGCCACAAGGUCAGUCAAGAGAUGACAAAACUUGUGGCAGACUUCAUCUACAUGAACGUGCUCAAUCGCGGUGAUCUGGGGGAGCUUGCAAGCCGAGGAGUGGAGAUUGAGAUCGAGGCCAAGUUAGGCCAGCUCAUCAACAAGGAGACCAAUGAGAGGUAUGAAUUGCCUGUCACGUCAGAGUGCAUUCUCGCAGACAGUGCUCGAGUGGGAUUUAGGAGUUCUAUGACAGAGUCGCAACAUCGAUCCUUGAACGAUUUCCUGAAUGACAAGGUUGCUGAAACGCACCCAGCAAAUCCUGGCGCGAAGAGCAGAGUCAAGAUCGAUUAUCUUCACCGUCGCGAAAUCGACAAAUUUUACGAGCUCCCAGCCGCAAUGCACGCCAAUCUACCAGCUGCUGUCCGUAAACAGCUCAAUCCUCGUCACACUGUCAAAGUCCGGGUCACCCACGACAAAAAGACGAACCAAAUCCUAGCAAAGAUCAUCAAAGCCCGAAUUGUUGAUCUUGAUAUCCAUAACCCGCAAUGGCCACUUGACUGUAGGAUCAGUAUCAAUUUUGAAAUGAAGUAUGACGGUGAUAUUGAGGAAAUAAUUGCUGCAGGUAUUGGCGAGCGUAUUCCCGACCGAAGCAAAGACCGGUUGAGCUACACACAGAGCCAUUACCAAAUUGACUUGACUCAAGUUACACAAGUGACAUCGGUCAAUGGCGUAAAUCGCGUUGACAAAGAGCAUGAACUCGAAAUCGAACUCAAAACAGCAGCCGUCAUGGAACAGGGCAGGCGAGCUGCAUCUAAUGAGCCGCACGAAUAUUUGGCCUUGGUAGGAGGCUUAAUCGAUAACAUGCGCGUUCUAUCACGAACUGUUCCGUGGCCUUGA